Amaranthus tricolor (Joseph's coat) is the source of this 2774-nucleotide messenger RNA. RefSeq names its product beta-glucosidase-like SFR2, chloroplastic. The coding region runs from base 151 to 2085 and encodes 644 amino acids. Gene Ontology annotation, biological process: carbohydrate metabolic process. The record is from RefSeq and is a predicted model, not a curated record. The transcript has 11 exons. NCBI's taxonomy places the organism in Eukaryota, Viridiplantae, Streptophyta, Magnoliopsida, Caryophyllales, Amaranthaceae. Gene Ontology annotation, molecular function: beta-glucosidase activity.
UGAAAUCCAAGGAGUAUUAUUCAUGGCUAUAAAUAGCAAAGAACCGAAUAAAAACCGUUAUGAUUCCAUUCCGUUGUCGAUAAAACCACAAAGAUUAGUGGCUCUUACUGUUCGUUGUUCUUUCUGAUCAUUCUAUUGCUCUAUUGUUGAAUGGCCAUUGUUGAGCUCUUAGUAUCGGCGACCAAGGUAGCUGCAGUAUUGGUAUCAUUGACAAUUGCAGCGAAUACUUUCUCUUUCUCUCGUUUUCGCAAGAAAAAUCUACACACCAUUGAUUCACCUAUCGACGAAUCUGCUGAUAAUCUUGCUGUUUUCAAUGUCAACCCCUCAGAUGAGGAAGUUCAGUUCUUCUUUGGAUUGGCAACAGCACCAGCUCACGUGGAAGAUAGGCUUGAUGAUGCUUGGCUUCAAUUUGCCAAAGAAAAGCCUUGUGAAGAAUCCACAUCUACUGAGCAGCAACCAACUGAUGGUCUUUUAGCUUCAGCUGCUGGAGAUGGUGGCGUUCAACCAGCUUUAUCUUCAGAAGCUAAAGAAAGGCCUAAGAAAAAGAAAAAUCUCAAGGUAGCUAUGGAAGCAAUGAUACGAGGAUUUGAGAAGUUCAUUGAAGAACCAGAUGAACAUCAAUCUUUGACUAGUGAGUUAACCCAUAAUGUGGCUGCCUGGCACAAUGUUCCGCAACCGCAUGAGAGACUAAGGUUUUGGUCUGAUCCCGAUACCGAACUUAAGCUUGCCAAAAACACCGGUGUCACUGUUUUUCGCAUGGGUGUUGAUUGGACAAGAAUCAUGCCAAAAGAACCAACUGGUGAAUUAAAUAAAGCUGUUAAUUUUGCAGCCAUGGAGCGCUAUAAGUGGAUCAUCCAUAGGGUCAGAUCAUAUGGAAUGAAGGUGAUGCUGACACUGUUCCAUCAUUCACUUCCUCCUUGGGCCGGAGAGUAUGGAGGCUGGAAAAUGGAGAAAACUGUUGAUUACUUUAUGCAGUUUACUAGGCUUGUUGUUGAUAGUGUUUCAGAUGUGGUAGACUACUGGGUAACUUUUAAUGAGCCUCAUGUCUUUUGUUUGCUUACAUACUGUGCUGGUGCGUGGCCUGGAGGUAAUCCUGAUAUGUUGGAGGUGGCAACUUCAGCUCUUCCAACCGGUGUGUUCAAUCAAGCUAUGCACUGGAUGGCUGUUGCACAUUCAAAGGCAUAUGAUUACAUCCAUGAACACAGCACAUUAUCAAAGCCUUUUGUUGGCGUUGCUCAUCACGUCUCAUUUAUGAGACCCUAUGGCCUCUUUGAUGUUGCUGCUGUCACAAUUGCCAAUUCCUUGACUGUUUACCCCUAUAUGGACAGUAUAUCUGAUAAGAUGGACUAUAUUGGGCUAAACUAUUAUGGGCAGGAAGUUCUGUGUGGGGCUGGAUUAAAGCUAGUGGAAACUGAUGAAUAUAGUGAAUCUGGACGAGGUGUCUAUCCUGAUGGCUUGUUCCGCAUUCUUCUUCAGUUCCAUGAGAGAUACAAGCAUUUAAACAUACCUUUCAUCAUUACUGAAAAUGGGGUGUCUGAUGAGACUGAUAAAAUCAGGAGGCCUUAUUUACUGGAGCAUUUACUUGCUAUUUAUGGUGCCAUGAUUAGGGGUGUUCCUGUUCUUGGUUAUCUCUUCUGGACAAUAUCUGACAACUGGGAGUGGGCAGAUGGAUAUGGACCAAAAUUUGGACUUGUAGCAGUUGACCGUGAUAAUAAUUUGGCCCGGUUACCACGACCUUCAUACCAUCUAUUUUCAAAAGUGGCAACAACAGGUAUAGUCACACGCAAAGACCGGGAGCAAGCAUGGAAUGAACUGCGUAGAGCUGCAAAAGGAAAAAAAACCCGACCCUUCUAUCGAGCAGUAGAUAAACGUGGUUUGAUGUAUGCAGGGGGUCUUGAUGAACCCAUAUGGCGCCCCUAUGUCGACCGGGAUUGGAGAUUUGGACACUAUGAGAUGGAAGGACUACAAGAUCCACUAAGUCGCUUCUUCAGAUUUAUUUGUCGACCUCUCAAUUUCAGAAGGAAAUCAGAAUAUGAAGAUGAAGAUGUUGAAUUGGCUUUAUUGCCUCUGGAGUCAACUGCCUGAUUAUCAAUGGUAAUAAGCAUCAUCCUCAGAAAUUUCUUCCAAGGAGCAAUCUUCUUGCCACAGCAAGUUCCACUUUGCUUAGACUGGAGUAGCUAGCUGCAGUGUAAAAGCUGAAGAAAUUGUACAACAUAUAUUCGUAUUCAACAUUAGUCGGUUUCUUAUCGCUCCUAGUUGUGGAUGAUGAUCUGCUGCAUAUUUUCGAUGAUGCAGAAUGCUUACACGCGAAAUAGUCUGAGUUCCAUGUGUAAUUGCCAUUGUAUAUAGUACCAAUAAGAAGCCGGCCGAUGCCCAGAAAGAUCUAUAGUGAAGUUUGUAAAUCUGAGAGCAGAUUCUUCAGUUUGGUCUCAACAUCAGCUGUCCAUUCAUACGAUAAGUGUAUGUUGAUAUGCAAAUUUGUAAAUUUCAAAUAAUUGCAUGUAUUAGUUCCUUAAUUUGUACAAUUUUUGUAUAUUUCAAAUAGAGAUCGAGUUAAUAUUGAUAAUAGAUUUCCAUUUUGUUUGUUAUCCUUUUAAAAAAUACAUUUAUUACUUGUUAGAAUACCCAAGUAUUCCAGUAUUAUAUACAAUAUAUAUCCCUAUUGGUUUUUACAAUGAAGGACAUGUGAAAACUUUAGAGGACCAAAAAAAGGAUGUGUUUGAUUAUACAAAUGUGAUACAAAGAAAUGUUAUAAAAGUUGUCAGAUCGGCCAC